This is a messenger RNA of Corapipo altera (White-ruffed manakin), 567 nucleotides long. Its product is annotated as hemoglobin subunit pi. Gene Ontology annotation, molecular function: iron ion binding; organic acid binding; haptoglobin binding. Gene Ontology annotation, cellular component: blood microparticle; haptoglobin-hemoglobin complex; hemoglobin complex. Gene Ontology annotation, biological process: oxygen transport; hydrogen peroxide catabolic process. NCBI's taxonomy places the organism in Eukaryota, Metazoa, Chordata, Aves, Passeriformes, Pipridae. The transcript is spliced from 3 exons. The record is from RefSeq and is a predicted model, not a curated record. Bases 43 to 471 code for a protein of 142 amino acids.
CGAGCGGUCACUGCAAGGGACAGAGCCAGCACCUCCUGCACGAUGACGCUGACCCAAGCCGAGAAAGCCGCCGUGGUCACCAUCUGGGCCAAGGUGGCCACCCAAGCCGAUGCCAUCGGGGCAGAAUCACUGGAGAGGCUUUUCUCCAGCUACCCCCAGACGAAAACCUACUUCCCUCACUUCGAUCUCAGCCAAGGCUCGGCUCAGCUUCGUGGUCACGGCUCCAAGGUCAUGAAUGCCAUCGGGGAAGCCGUGAAGCACAUUGAUGACAUUCGAGGAGCUUUGGCCAAGCUCAGCGAGCUGCACGCUUACAUCCUCCGCGUGGACCCCGUGAACUUCAAGCUGCUUUCCCACUGUAUCCUGUGCUCCGUGGCUGCCCGCUAUCCCAGUGACUUCACCCCAGAAGUUCAUGCUGCAUGGGACAAGUUCCUGUCCAGUGUCUCCUCUGUCCUGACUGAGAAGUACAGAUAAAUGGCCUCCACAGAGGGUGAGGGAGGCACAUCUCAGGCUCUGGGGAAUCACCCCUUCCUAGGCAGCGCUCUCAAAUCCCCACUGCAGGGGUUUGGU